Messenger RNA from Bombyx mandarina (wild silkworm), 3781 nucleotides. It is a transcript of the gene Calx, whose product is annotated as sodium/calcium exchanger 3. The record is from RefSeq and is a predicted model, not a curated record. NCBI's taxonomy places the organism in Eukaryota, Metazoa, Arthropoda, Insecta, Lepidoptera, Bombycidae. Gene Ontology annotation, molecular function: calcium:sodium antiporter activity. Gene Ontology annotation, cellular component: sarcolemma; postsynapse; axon. Gene Ontology annotation, biological process: sodium ion transmembrane transport; cell communication; calcium ion import across plasma membrane.
GCGCCGGCCUCGUGCAGCGCCGGUCGCCACGGAUGGCUCGCGACAGGUAACGCGGCAUGCGGCCCGCGCUCGCCGCGAUCGCGGCCUGCUGCGUGGCGGCACGCGCCGAGCCCCCCUCGCGCCUCGCACCCCUCAACACCACCCCCCAGCACGUUCUCCAGUGCUCCGAUGGCCUCGUGCUGCCCGCCUGGAGGCCUCUCGAAGAUGUCCCCACUUACCAAAUCGCGAUACGCGGCUUCGUCUACUUUCUUGCGCUCAUGUACCUCUUCAUUGGGGUGUCUAUUGUCUCUGAUCGGUUUAUGGCCGCCAUAGAAGUUAUCACGUCCAGAGAAAAAGAGGUGCGCGUGCGGCGCAACGGCAGUGAACAGAUCAUAGUUGUUCGAGUCUGGAAUGAGACCGUUGCCAAUUUGACGUUGAUGGCUCUCGGAUCGAGUGCACCUGAGAUACUCUUAUCGGUAAUCGAGAUAGCCGGAAAGAAUUUCGAAGCCGGGGAUUUGGGCCCCGGAACCAUCGUGGGUUCCGCUGCCUAUAAUCUUUUUGUCAUAAUCGCCAUCUGCGUUGUGGUGAUCCCGGAUGGGGAAGUGCGCAAGAUAAAACAUCUUCGAGUAUUCUUAGUGACCGCAACUUGGUCGAUAUUCGCCUAUGUAUGGCUAUAUAUGAUUUUGGCGGUUAUAUCACCAAGUGAAGUCGAAGUAUGGGAGGGUGCAGUCACUUUCUUGUUCUUCCCGGCGACUGUAAUGACAGCUUAUAUUGCUGAUCGUCGCCUGCUCGUCUAUAAAUAUCUCAAGAAAGGCUACAGAGUGAACGAGAGAGGCGUCAUAGUUGAAGCCGAGGGUGACGGUUCUGUGGAGAUGGCGCUGAAGCCUGGCGGAGACGAUUUUCUUUCCGAUGACGACGAAGGCCGAGAACUAGAGAAGUCACGGAAAGAAUACGUAUCCGUUCUCCGCGAACUGAGAAGACAGCAUCCAGACGAAGACUUAGAAACCGUUGAGAGAAUGGCUUUGGAAACGCUAAUGGCUAGUGGUCCUAAAUCACGAGCGUUCUACAGAGUUGCGGCGACUCGUAAAAUGACCGGUGGCGGUGAUUUUUCGCGGAAAAUCUCCGAGAGAGCCCAGAGCGAUUUGAGCGAGGUAAAAGCGGAGUUACAGAGACGAGAUUCUGGUUCGGCGUCAAUUGAGCCGCGCGGUCCAAACGUUCGUUUCGAUCCUGACCACUACACCGUCAUGGAGAACUGCGGCUCGUUCGAAGUUCGAGUUGUAAGGGCUGGAGACCUUAACGGUGACGUCACUGUUCAGUACACCACCGAAGACGGGACCGCUGAAGCUGGCUCAGAUUAUGUGACCGCUCAAGGAUUAUUGCAUUUCAAACACGGAGAAACGGAGAAGACGUUUAGAGUUCAAGUCAUUGAUGAUGAUGUUUUUGAGGAAGAUGAGCAUUUUUACGUUCGCCUGUCGUCGCCAAAGGGCGCUUCCUUGGCUUCUCCGUCUACCGCUACAGUAGUGAUACUCGACGAUGACCACUCCGGUGUAUUUUCGUUCCCUCAACGCGAUUUCGAGCUGACAGAGUCCGUUGGGACAUAUGAUCUGAAGGUGGUUAGGACGGCUGGCGCACGCGGGAAGGUCAGGAUUCCUUACUGGACCGAGGACGGCACAGCUAAGGGAGGCGCUCAGUACGAGAUUGCACAAGGCCACAUCUUCUUCGAAAACAACGAGACCGAAAAAUACAUUCCGCUGCAUAUAAUAGAAGAGGACAGCUACGAGAAAGAUGUUCUAUUUUACGUGAACCUCGGAAACCCUGAGUUACUUGGAGACUUUUAUGACGCAUAUCUACCCGAUGAUUCCACUUCAUUGUCCGUACAAUAUUCGGAAGAUAACGAUGAUUCGAAUACUGGUACCGAAGCCAACCAUCUCGCAACGCUGCCGGAAGAGGAAGCAGUAGUCGCCAUGAUGGGACUCCCUAAAGCCGGGGAAAUCACACGAGCGCAGCUUAGGAUCAAGGAGAGCAAAGAAUUUAAGAACACAGUAGACAAAUUGGUGCAAAGAGCGAACGCGUCUAUAAUCAUAGGAACGUCUUCAUGGAAGGAGCAAUUCGCGGAAGCCUUAACCGCCAAUUCAGGUUCAGACGACCCAGACGAGCCUCCUUCGUGCUUUGACUACGUUCUCCACGUGGUCACUUUGUUCUGGAAAAUCAUAUUCGCUUUGAUACCACCGACAGACAUCGGCGGUGGCUACGUCUGCUUUGUGGUUUCGAUAAUUUGCAUCGGCCUGGUGACGGCUGUGAUUGGAGAUGUCGCGUCACACUUCGGCUGUACUCUUGGCAUCAAGGAUUCUGUCACAGCCAUCGUAUUUGUGGCUUUGGGCACGAGUAUUCCUGACACGUUUGCGAGUAAAGUGGCCGCUAUCCAAGAUAAGCACGCGGAUGCUUCUGUUGGCAACGUGACCGGCUCUAAUGCUGUGAACGUAUUCCUUGGUAUCGGCGUCGCGUGGACGGUGGCCGCCAUCUUCCACUGGAGUAAGAACGAGAAGUUCCACGUGGACCCUGGGAACCUAGCCUUCAGCGUCACGAUGUUCUGUUCGGAAGCCGCUCUAGCCGUCCUUGUCCUGGUGCUGAGAAGACGUCGAAGUAUUGGCGGGGAGCUCGGCGGACCACGCGGCAUCAAGAUCGUAACUUCCAUGUUCUUCUUUUCCCUGUGGCUAAUCUAUCUAAUCAUGUCUGGCUUGGAAGCCUAUGACGUCAUAGAAGGUUUUUGAAAAUUUAGCUCCGACUAAAUCGAUAUGCUUAGAUUGUCGCGAAGACACGUUGCUUGGGGAAUAUGAACUGGUCUCCCAAAAUGUCCUAGCGUCGUAUGAGCCAAGUAUCGAAAUGUUUAAAAAAAAUAUAUUCCUACUAAAAAUAUCCUUCUAAACUAUUUAUUCCUAUAGCAUGCUGUUUCGUCAACUCUCUUUAGUAAUGUUAAGAAUGUGCUUGCAUAUCCGAUUUUUAUUCUGCGGCUGUUGAUUCUUAAAUAACGAAAUUACUUGUCUCUCGUGAAUUCUGCUAGCCCUAUGUUCAGCAGUACACAACAUAGGGUUGACACGUCGUCGAUAAUGACUAAGUAAAAGUAAGUUUUACGCAGUCGCAAUUUAUAAAUCGCAAAUGCGAACACCCUAUUAAUAUUGGUAGCCUUCAAGGCUGUGGUAUUUUAGGCGUAUAUGUAGAUUUAAAUGUGUUAGUAUUUGUAAAUGAAUAUUAAAUAUAUUUGUGAUGACGUAUAUGUUAUUUGUAAGCGACAGCUACACUUGUUUUGAAUCGAAAAUAAACAACGUCCUUAUUCGCGUGGUCAAUUAAAGAAGCAUUCUUCAUUAAUACUAAUUUGAUUUAAUAUUCAAUUUGAAUGCGUACAAAAAAAAACGAUGAUUUAUUUUACUCGUGGUAGGGGGUGUAUUAUGAGUCCUCGAUAUUUCAGUCGCGAAGUCGGUCCGACUUGAAGAGUGGGAGGUCCGUUGUACUACUAUUUAUUAUACAUAACUAAAUCUUCAACCUCACGUCUUAAGUAAAAGUGGGUGGAUAUCGUAUGGAGUUUAUUCACAUCACAUAAUAUAGUAUUGGAACAUCACAAUUCAUUCAAUGAAUAAAACGGUUUCAGAUUUGAAACAGAUAAUAUUUUUUGUAUUAAUUAAUUGCAACUAAACUGAAUUAUUUUGAAAGUUACGACGGGCUCACGGUAAGUUUGGUUAUAAGCGAACCACAAGCCAUCUUAUGGGGUUUGCGACACGCGUUGCGACACCAAUUUGAAGUUUCC